This is a messenger RNA of Thamnophis sirtalis, 1126 nucleotides long. The record is from RefSeq and is a predicted model, not a curated record. Lineage: Eukaryota; Metazoa; Chordata; Lepidosauria; Squamata; Natricidae.
CAGGGAUUUUGAGGAGGGGGAGAUCUGAAGUGGCCUUGGAGGAGGGAUGGACGCAGCCGAGAGAGGUGAUCAUGAACUCCGGCUGAUACUGGUUGGAAAGUCUGGAGGUGGGAGGAGUGCCACAGGCAACACCCUCCUUGGCCGGAAGGUGUUCGAGUCCAUCUUGAGUGCAAAAACCACCACCCUGAAGUGCCAAAGCGGGCAGGGAACCUGGCAGGGCACGAAGAUCACUGUGGUCGACACGCCAGCCAUGUUUGAUGCUGAUGACUACACAGAGAUUGUGCGACGAGAGAUCAUGGCUUGCAUUCAGCUCUCCUGGCCCGGCCCCCACGCCUUCAUCUUGGUGACCCAAGUUGGACGCUUCACUGCCGAAGACGCGGCCGCCGCAAAAUGUGUCCGGGAUAUCUUUGGGGCAGAAUCCACCAGGCAUAUGAUUGUCCUCUUCACCUGCGUGGAGGAUUUGGGUGGAGACCCCCUGCAGGAGUACGUCCGAAACUCUGACAACAGGAAUCUAUGCGACCUGAUCCGGCAGUGCAGGAACCGCUUCUACGGGUUCAACAACAAGGUCACAGGAGCCAAGCGGGAGAGGCAGGUCUCGGAGCUGAUGGACAUUGUGCAGAGAACCGUUUUCCAGAAUGGCAGGAGAUACUAUGUCAACCGGCUAUACCUGGAGCCCAACUUACGGGAUGAGCACAUCCGGAUGUUCAUAAAGCAGAACCAAGAGCAAUACCGAAGAAGCAUCAACCUACUUUGUCUCCUUACAUUCUGUUGUGCCCUUUGCGGAUUGGCAUUGUCCUGGCUGAGAAAUGGGUUUGUUAGGGUGUUUUCCUGCCCGGGAAAUGGAGUUGUUGCGGCAUUGUCCUGGCUGAGAAAUGGGUUUGUUAGGGUGUUUUCCUGCCUGAGAAAUGGAGUUGUUGCGGCAUUGUCCUGGCUGAGAAAUGGGUUUGUUAGGGUGUUUUCCUGCCUGAGAAAUGGAGUUGUUGCGGCAUUGUCCUGGCUGAGAAAUGGGUUUGUUAGGGUGUUUUCCUGCCUGAGAAAUGGAGUUGUUGCGGCAUUGUCCUGGCUGAGAAAUGGCAUUCCCCAUGUUAUCCUGAUUGGCAUUCGGAUGCUUGACCGUGGACGGUAG